AUGGAGAACCUGACCUACUACAAUGAGAAGCAGCUGAACAAGGUGUUUGGGAACAGGACGGAGCACAGUCAUGGGUACCAGGUGGUGAGCAUAUCCCUGAUCCUGAUUAUAUGUGGAGUGGGUAUCAUGGGUAAUGCCAUGGUGGUUUUUGUGGUCCUUGGAACAAAGCACAUGAGAACACCCACUAACUGUUACCUGGUGAGUCUGGCGAUCGCUGACCUGGUGGUAUUGAUGGCUGCAGGUCUACCCAACAUCACCAACACCAUCUACAGAUCAUGGAUUUAUGGUUACAUGGGCUGCCUGAGCAUAACCUAUCUCCAAUAUGUGGGGAUUAAUGUGUCCUCCUGUUCUAUAACUGCCUUCACCAUCGAAAGAUACAUUGCUAUCUGCCACCCAAUGAAAGCCCAGUUUAUCUGCACUAAAUCCAGAGCAAAAAAGAUCAUCCUGUUAGUCUGGGCUUUCACAUGUCUAUAUUGUGUGAUGUGGUUCUUCCUGUUAGACAUCAAGCAGACCAUCUACAAAGAUAUGACUGUGGUGGCGUGUGACUACAAGGUCUCCAGAAAGUUUUACCUGCCUAUUUACUUUCUCGAUUUCUUUAUGUUCUAUGUUGCACCUCUGGUUCUGGCCACUGUCCUGUACUGGAUGAUCAGUAGAAUCUUGUUUUUGAAUCCCAUGCCCACUGAUCCGAUAGAGAGCAGCAAGCAAAAGGGGGUCAGAUCCACUCACCAUCAACAAGCAGGUGACACUUUAACAUCCAACACUAGAGCGACAUCCAGAAAACAGGCAAGUACAGCCAGUCAUUGUGCUGGGACCUCCCCUUCCCCAUCCCUCGAUGAUUUGCUAAUGUCACCUGCAAGACGAAAAGUAAGAUUUUCACCUUUCUGCCCAUGGAGACACCGGAAUAUCCCUGUGUCUUCCAAGCAGCCGCUCAUAGCCCUCGUCUUCAGCAAUGAAAAGAGGGAAUGCUGCAAAUACACAGACCAAAGGCUAUUGACCUAA
This is a messenger RNA of Carcharodon carcharias (great white shark), 999 nucleotides long. RefSeq names its product thyrotropin-releasing hormone receptor-like. Gene Ontology annotation, cellular component: membrane. The transcript has a single exon. The record is from RefSeq and is a predicted model, not a curated record. Gene Ontology annotation, molecular function: thyrotropin-releasing hormone receptor activity. Lineage: Eukaryota; Metazoa; Chordata; Chondrichthyes; Lamniformes; Lamnidae. Bases 1 to 999 code for a protein of 332 amino acids. Gene Ontology annotation, biological process: phospholipase C-activating G protein-coupled receptor signaling pathway.